This is a messenger RNA of Aaosphaeria arxii CBS 175.79, 969 nucleotides long. RefSeq lists its product as uncharacterized. Bases 4 to 969 code for a protein of 321 amino acids. The transcript has a single exon. Lineage: Eukaryota; Fungi; Ascomycota; Dothideomycetes; Pleosporales. The record is from RefSeq and is a predicted model, not a curated record.
CCUAUGGCCCAACAGUCGCCUGUUGGGAAGAGGCUGCCGCCGAUCCCAAAUACUGGCCCUCACAAGGUACUGUCUUUGAGCAGUCUGCCCGCGGUUGUCUUUCGUCGAGACUUGACUGUGCGGCCCCAGAAGGCACCUACCGAUUAUCUGAACCUGGACCUCAAGACCCCAAGGCUAAAUGGCAUUCAUCAGCACCUAUGGCUUGCUGGUCUUCCCGCUGUCGCAAGACCGUUACACAAGCAGAAACAACUUGGUCGCAGUUUAUUGAUCACCGAGGAUCCAGACGAGCAUUUGGUGUGGUUCGAAACGCAGAUCCUCUUGAAGCCUCUUCCUUUGUACCUUCUCGACUACACCUGGUGGGUCAAGCACCUCUGCGAAUCGGAGGAUCUAUAUCGUUCUGCUUGUGGUCUUCUCUUAUCAUAUGCCUGGCUCGUCGGCUACCCAUGCGAUCUUGAUAUUGCCAAAGAUGCUGGUCUACUGCCGCACGAAAUCUGUUGGCAUGACUGGAGCAGUUUCAUUGGGACUUUCCUCGAUAGCAUCGAUUCUGAUGUACUGAGCAAUUCGAACGAACGAUACCAGUACGGCGAGUUGCGGCUGAGUCGGCUCAACACCAUAUAUCGAUUUAUACUUCCUGCGCACUCGUUGCGAGGCUUUCUUCGUGGAUAUAAAUCGGGAUCAACGUGGUAUUCUGCAUACUACGGUGGCUAUGUCAGAGGGUUGCUAGUACUGUUCGCCAUGUUCUCUGUUACCCUCUCCGCAUUGCAAGUUGGCCUGGCCACUCCAAAUCUACAGAAGAACCACAGCUUUGGGGUUGCAUCGUAUGGAUUUACAAUUGCAACACUUAUCUUUAUCGUCAUAAGCGUGGCUAUUGCCUUUCUCUCCUGGGUUUUCCUCUUCUGGUACCAUUUGCUAUCGACUUGGUGGAACGAUAGAAAGAAAGGCAGGGAGUUGCACAGAGAUAGAGGAUAA